Aureobasidium vineae is the source of this 348-nucleotide messenger RNA. The record is from the annotation of a GenBank genome assembly. Lineage: Eukaryota; Fungi; Ascomycota; Dothideomycetes; Dothideales; Saccotheciaceae.
AUGGGAGAUACGAAGGAACACAAUGUCGAGUUCGUUGAGGAGCUCGAGCACUCGAAGACGCUCGAUCACACGCAGACGCUCGAGCAGGUCACGACGAUGGGAACAGUCAAGUUGACUGAUGGAGCAGUCGUCUACAUCCCAUCACCCACUACGGACCCCCAAGACCCUCACAUAAAUAUUCGUCUUGAUGAGUUCAAUCGACUAAUAUGGGUAGUCUCGGCCGUCGGCCUCGCACUUGUCAGUGGUUUCGGAGGCUUGCUCGGUUUCUACAUCCCAGGAUAUGUCAAGAUUGGCAAGGACUACGCCGACAUCACUCAUCUAAUGACCUAUCCUACUCUUUUCAUGUAA